Tachysurus fulvidraco (yellow catfish) is the source of this 1392-nucleotide messenger RNA. Its product is annotated as G-protein coupled receptor 182-like. Gene Ontology annotation, molecular function: G protein-coupled receptor activity. Bases 161 to 1225 code for a protein of 354 amino acids. The record is from RefSeq and is a predicted model, not a curated record. Lineage: Eukaryota; Metazoa; Chordata; Actinopteri; Siluriformes; Bagridae. Gene Ontology annotation, biological process: G protein-coupled receptor signaling pathway. Gene Ontology annotation, cellular component: membrane. The transcript is spliced from 2 exons.
GAGAGAGAGAGGGGGGGGGGGCGGGAGGGAGGGCGUAAUGCCCCAAAGCAGCUAGGGAAAGGACUAAUGCGCCACAACUUUUCUGCCAGAACAGUCUUCAUCUCUCCAGGAUACUGCACCAUCAGAGGGCUCUUACCCUCAGAGCUCCACAGUCAAGAAAAUGCACAUCGAUCAUAAUUCAUCAGACCACAAUGAAACACCAUGGUUUUAUGAAUGUAACCUUGACUUGGACCAUAACUCUCGGCGCAUUUGGCUCUUCCUGCUCUACCUGUUCCUGUUCAUGGUGGGUUUGGUCGAGAACUGCCUGGUGAUUUGGGUAAACUGGCGCAGGCGACACUCAGCCAGCGGUGUGCUCUUCUGUGUUAUCAACAUCAGCCUGUCUGACCUGAUGGUGGUUUUCACUUUGCCAUUCUUCAUGCUGGAGAUAGCAAUGGACAGAGUUUGGGUUUGGGGUCGAUUCCUCUGCAAGGUGACGCACUUCAUCUAUAUCAUCAACUUCUACAGCAGUUCCUUCUUCCUGGCCUUCAUGACUCUCGAGAGGUACCUUACGGUAACGCGGCCAAACACACCCACAUGCUUCCCGCUGCAGCCCAGGCACCGGCGAUGGCUGCUGUGUGCCGGAAUGUGGCUUCUGUGCCUGGUGUUGGGGUUGCUAGAAAAUGUACACGUAGACCUGCUUGGGUGGCAUGAACCCGGCUGCUAUAUGAUUCCUGAGAAAAACUACAUCGAAUGGUUCGUCUCAGUUAGUUUCCUCUGCUUUAUCUUCCAGUUUUUGGGGCCUGCGUCUGUCAUCAUCACAUGUAAUAUACUGAUUGCACGGACUGUUCGUGCCUCUCCGGAAGUGGAAAAUCGUAGGGAUCUUUGGCUCUUGCAUGUGUAUUCACUGGUCUUUGUGGUCUGCUGGCUUCCCUACCACAUUGUGAUGCUCCUGUUAACGGUGGAUGACUUGGAUCCAUACUUGAUGUCCUGCGACACUAUAGAUAUUCUGUACUUCUCCUUUGGUAUUGUACAAUGUAUCUCGUUGUUUCAUUGCAUUGCCAACCCCAUUCUCUAUAACUUCCUGAGCAAGAGCUUUCGUGCCAACCUCUUUAACGAUAUUCUUUCACGCAUUUCCUCACUACCUGCCAACACUGUGGCCAAUGCAGCUGACGGUGCAGGGACAGUACGACGAAAGGAGCGAAAGUUCAGCAAUGCCAGCACCAGCCAAUCAGAGAUAGGAUCCUAAGAUCCAAUACAUCACAAUGAGGUUUCCUGAGAGAUAUGUGUAAGUAGCAUAAUAUCUGUGCUGCUAUAAAGAAAUAUUUUCUAGUUACAUUCAAAAUAUUGGUUUUCAAAAUAUCUAUGUCCUAGCAUUAACACCCCUGUGUAAAUAAAGAGACCAUUUCAGAACAA